Messenger RNA from Ochotona curzoniae (black-lipped pika), 2090 nucleotides. Its product is annotated as nuclear RNA export factor 2-like. The transcript is spliced from 22 exons. Gene Ontology annotation, biological process: poly(A)+ mRNA export from nucleus. Gene Ontology annotation, molecular function: protein binding; RNA binding. Lineage: Eukaryota; Metazoa; Chordata; Mammalia; Lagomorpha; Ochotonidae. Bases 1 to 1941 code for a protein of 646 amino acids. Gene Ontology annotation, cellular component: nucleus; cytoplasm. The record is from RefSeq and is a predicted model, not a curated record.
AUGGCGGCCAGAAAGGGCGUCAGCAUGGGCGCUCUGCACUUUGAAGAUCUGCAAAACACUGACCAAGAGAGCAAUAGCAUGUUGUCUACCCUAAAGAAGAGUGGGCCAUAUAACCACAAAGAAUACAAUGCUGGGAGUAGUGAUAACAAAGGAAGGAAGCGAAAUUGCAAUCGCCUCCAGGGUAAUUAUGGCAGGGAGAACCUUCAUGAUGAGCAUGGUAGGUAUGAAUGUGCACCUUCACAACGCCAGGACGGUGAUGAAUCUGUGGCCAUGAGGGAUGUACACCAGGAACAGCAGUUAAGACGAAAUCCCAGUGUUAUGAGAUGCAGCAAGAGGGGGAGACUGAAUGAUAAUCGUGACCGGAUGGAUAUGUGCCCAUAUAAAAAAUGUUCAGAGAGAGAAAUGAGGGAGGAAAUAGAGGAUGAAAUGUCUCCAUGCUGGUUCAAGGUCACAAUUCCCCAUGGGAGGAACUACAACAAGACAUGGCUGGUGAACUCAAUCCAGAACGAAUGUGCUGUCAACUUCACCCCGGUUGAUUUUCAUUACAGCCACAACCAGGCCCGGUUCUUUGUGCAGAAUUCUAUCACUGCAUUUGCACUGAAGAAUGUGAGCCGCAAGAUUUGUGAUAAUGAGAACCGAAAGAUACCUAUUUUUGUCCAUCGCUCUUCUGUACCCUACUCUGUGAAGAAUCAGUUGAAGCCAGAGGAAAUGCAAUAUCUAAAGUUGACCUUGAACAAACGAUAUGAUGCUUCCCAGCAAGCUCUGGACCUCCGAAAUCUCCGCUUUGACCCAGGCUUGGUUAUUCAUAAUAUUGACAUGAUCCUGAAUCGAAGACACUGCAUGGAUGCCACAUUGAAGAUUAUUGAAGGGAAUUUUCCUGAGCUGUUGUCUUUGAACUUGCGUGGCAACAAACUGUACCAACUAGAUGGCUUGUGUGACAUUACAGAGAAGGCCCCCAAAGUCAGGAUCCUGAACCUCUCCAAAAAUGAGCUGAAGACAGUUUUUGAAUUAGACAAAGUGAAAGAACUGAAGCUUGAAGAGUUAUGGCUAGAAGGGAACCCGUUGUGCGACACCUUCCCUAACCACACUGCCUAUGUAAGUGCCAUUCAGCGUUGUUUCCCUGAUUUGUUACGUUUGGAUGGCCAAGAGAUAGCCUCAUCCAUUGACAUUAAUGUUGCUCCUUCUGAGUUAGUACAACCCUGCAAGGAAAUGCCAAAAGAUAUUGAAGUGCUAAAGAGUCUGGUCUUGGAAUUCUUGCAGCAGUAUUACUCCAUCUAUGACCAUGGAGAUCGCCGGAGUCUCCUCGGUGCUUAUCAUGAGGAAGCCUGCUUCUCGCUCACCAUUCCCGUGAAAUCCACGGACCAAGUCCCGAAUGGCCUGUGUGAGUAUCUCAAGAACAGCAGGGAUAUCAUGAAUGCCAAGGACCCCUACUUGAGAAGGCAGCUGCUUAAGCACCCAAAUCAUCACAUUGUAGACACCCUCAGUUUGUUGCCAAAAACAAGACAUGACUUAAAAUCCUUCUCAAUAGACAUGUGGCUCUAUACGGAAAUGAUGCUCUGCUUUUCUGUCAGUGGGGUGUUUGAGGGAGAAAGUGAUUCUCAGGAUUCUGCAUUCGAAUUCACCCGGACUUUCACUGCUGUCUCUGGCGACAGUUUCAGUCUACGCAUUGUGAAUGACCAUUUAGUUGUGAGUGGCAUCAGCACCAGGACACCUCAAAGCACAGUUUCAAUCCCAGAAGACACACCGAGCUCCAGUUCCAUUCCCAUCCUCUCAGAGUUGCAGCAGCAAAUGGUGCAGUCUUUCUCCACACAAUCUGGGAUGAAAUUUGAAUGGUCUCAAAAGUGCCUUGAGGAGAAUGGAUGGGACUAUACCAGAGCAGCACAGAACUUCAUUAACCUCCAGGGCUCAAUUCCAAAGGAAGCCUUCAAUCAGAGUACCUAAAUGGAACCCUUAGAUAUCAUCUUCAUCUUUAUCCACAUCAUCUUUAGUUCUUUUUUCUGCUGAAGUCACAUUCAUGACUAGAAUUGGAGACUUUACCAUCUGGGAUGCAAGAGUUCAUUAAAAACCAUUCAAAAACACAUCUCUUUCUU